This is a messenger RNA of Pocillopora verrucosa, 960 nucleotides long. RefSeq names its product histamine H2 receptor-like. Gene Ontology annotation, biological process: G protein-coupled receptor signaling pathway. Lineage: Eukaryota; Metazoa; Cnidaria; Anthozoa; Scleractinia; Pocilloporidae. Gene Ontology annotation, molecular function: G protein-coupled receptor activity. The record is from RefSeq and is a predicted model, not a curated record. Gene Ontology annotation, cellular component: plasma membrane.
AUGGCUCAAAAUAUUAGCGAUGAAGAUCCCCGCAGCCUGCUAGCUGAAAUUUGUAUCGCUGUUUCCAAUGAUUUGCAAAUAUCUUACACCAUAGUCCUUUUGGUUAUGAACGCUUUGCUGUCCAUUAUAGCAUCUCUGGGAAACACAUUAAUCUUGUUUGCUCUUCACAAAGAAUCGGCGCUUCAUCCGCCCUCGAAGCUUCUGUUUCGAUGUUUGGCCUUAACUGAUCUGCUUAAUGGUUGUAUUUCACAGCCUCUGUAUAUCCUAUAUUUGGUGUCACUUUUGACUAAACAUCAAGAUUGGCGAGGAGAUCUUUGCUUUUACUCAGCAACCUUUGAUCAAAUCACCACAAACACUUUGUGCUUGGUGUCGUUAUUAACUUCAACUGCGAUAAGCAUAGACAGACUUCUAGCUCUUAACUUAGGUUUACGUUACAGACAGGUCGUAACCUUUAAACGAACUUCACUUCUUCUUUUAUUUCUGUGGGUGGUAUCCAUCGGGUCUGUGUCAUCCUCAUAUCCGAUGUUGGACUACAACAAAGCUGAGAUGUUUGUAGGAGCUGCAAUGUGUGUUAGCAGUCUUGCAAUAUCUUCUUUUUGCUACGCUAAAAUCGUUUGGAAAAUUCGUCAACAUCAGCGACGCGUGCAAAUAAAUGGGGGAAUUAAUAAUCACGGAACUCUUUGUACAGACAGCGUGGCUUUGAAUAAUGCACGGUACAAGAAAACAGUUUCUAGUGUGCUUUGGAUUCAGCUGACACUGACUAUUUGCUACUUGCCGCUCAUCGUAACUGUUGGCUUAGUUUCCUACAAAGGGCCAACAUCGGUGCUCGACGCCGCGUGGGGAAUAGCGAUAACCUUGGUGUUUCUCAAUUCAUCUUUAAACCCCUUUCUUUAUUGUUGGAAGAUUAACGAGAUAAGAGCAGCAGUUAAGGGCAUAGUAAGUCGGUUGUUUCCUUUUUAA